Messenger RNA from Phaedon cochleariae (mustard beetle), 780 nucleotides. NCBI's taxonomy places the organism in Eukaryota, Metazoa, Arthropoda, Insecta, Coleoptera, Chrysomelidae. The record is from the annotation of a GenBank genome assembly.
UAACAGGGCAUUGUGAAAAUUAAAACACAGCGGAACUUUUUCAAUCUCACGGAGUUGCGUUUGCCUGAAGCCGUUAUUCUCAGUUGUGAAAGAAAUUGAAACGAAUUAACAAUGCCUGAUGUCGCGUCGUAUUUUUCGUGCAGAUAUUCAGAAUAAAUUUUGAAUCCCUAUUGAAAACAAUUCAUGAUGUCAUACAAGAAAAGCUUCUACUAUAUGGGAAUAAUAAUCCUGAUUUUGGUUAAACAUAUCGUGGCCGAAGGUGUGGUGUAUAAUCCAUAUUUUCAUUUUCCAGUCGGAUCUGAACCAUUCAUGGGGAUGAUUAUAACGAUCGUGGUACCCGUGGAAAUUGAGACGCCCGGUAACGUUUUGCUCUCGGUGAUUUUCGAGGCGAACUACGUGCUACCAAGAGAUGAGACCAAGUUCGAAUAUCCUCCGAUUGUUGGGGAUUCUUCCUCAGCUACCGAUCGAAGAUUCAUCUACGAUGUCAUAGAAAAGAAGAUUGAAGAAUUUGGGUAUGCAGGAAAGGCUUGUCUCCUUAGAGGAAUUUGUGAGGCCGCUAAAUAUUCAACUAAAUAUACUGGGGUGUUAGGAGAUCUCGCCCAUAUAUUUUUAACACCAUCUUCAUCAAGGAAAGAAAAUAGCUUGGAAGAAUAUGAAGAAGCUGAGAAGUUGGGAAACACGAGAAACUGUAAAAAUUACAAACGAAAAUGUCCCUUCAGUAUAUUGAACGCUUUCAGUAAGCUGGGAAAUAUGUUUGAAACUAAUUUUCUUGCUACCUGA